AUGAAAAACGUGUUAAUUUUAGAAAAAAUACGCGAAAUUUGUAAUACAGCUAAAAUUAUUGCUUUACUAAGUGCUGGGCAUAGUGAUUCUUUUGUUGAAAUAGCUAAACAAUAUUGUCUUCAUGUAUGUCUUGGUAUUGAUGUUUUUGGUAAAACUGUUGGAAUUGAUGGUAUUGAAAUUUGUGCAAUAAAUAUAUUUUUAGGAUUUGGUUGUAAAGUUUUAGCAUAUGAUAUGAAACCUCAUGAAACAACUGCCAAAGAACAAGGUUUUCAAUAUGUUACAAUGCAUGAAUUAUACUUCGACAAAGUGAUAUCGAUAAAAAUGAAACAAGGUGCAAUGUCAAUUAAUACAAAUCGUGGUGGUUUAGUCGAUACAAUAGCUCUUGUUGAGUACCUUAAAUCAGGAAAAAUACGAGAAGCUGUAUUUGAUGCAUAUGAACAUGAAGAUAAAUACUUUUAUCUAGAUUUCAGUGAACGAGUUAUGAAUGACGAUACAUUAGCACGUUUUAUUUCAAUAUCAAAUACAAUUGUUACAUCACAUCAGGCAUUUCAUACAGAAGAAGGAUUGAAAACAAUUGCAGGAUCAAUUGUUCAAAGUUUUCUUGAUUCUUUUCUAAUGAAUCAAAAAAUGAUACAGUAA
Rotaria sp. Silwood2 is the source of this 639-nucleotide messenger RNA. The record is from the annotation of a GenBank genome assembly. NCBI's taxonomy places the organism in Eukaryota, Metazoa, Rotifera, Eurotatoria, Philodinida, Philodinidae.